AUGUUACUGGACAUGAAUAGAUUGCCAACUGUAAUCAGUUGUUGCUUUUGUUGUUUCUUGCGAGCUGGAACUGUUAUGAUAUCGAUAUUCUCUUUCAUUGGAGGAUUAUUGUUCGCACCAAAUGUGGCCGCCGCAAAAGGCUUCUGGAACUUGGAUCCCUUGCUCUCAUACUACAGCGCGGCCACUGAAGUGUCGAUACAGAUCACAAUUGGUGUAGUGUCCAUCAUGUUGUGUGUAGCCAGCGUGUUUCUUUUAAUUGGAGCCAUAUGUAACAUGCCAAUUCUAAUAUUGGUAUAUCAAUGGAUUGCAUUUAUAUACAGCUGUAUAAUUUUUAUCCUGUUCUUCGUGCUUGCCUUGUUCUGUUUCUUUGUGCACUCCAAUUGCAUUUUGGCUGGUGUAGUGCUGUGCUUUUUGAUGGUGUUUGAAGUUUUACUAACUGUCUACUUUUUGAUCGUCUCAAACAGCCUCCGUCAAACACUGGUGUUAAUAUCAGGUUCAAAUUCAAUGCUCUGA
Bicyclus anynana (squinting bush brown) is the source of this 513-nucleotide messenger RNA. RefSeq lists its product as uncharacterized. The record is from RefSeq and is a predicted model, not a curated record. Lineage: Eukaryota; Metazoa; Arthropoda; Insecta; Lepidoptera; Nymphalidae. The coding region runs from base 1 to 513 and encodes 170 amino acids. The transcript has 4 exons.